This is a messenger RNA of Cloeon dipterum, 967 nucleotides long. RefSeq lists its product as uncharacterized. The transcript has 5 exons. Bases 128 to 838 code for a protein of 236 amino acids. Gene Ontology annotation, molecular function: protein binding. The record is from RefSeq and is a predicted model, not a curated record. NCBI's taxonomy places the organism in Eukaryota, Metazoa, Arthropoda, Insecta, Ephemeroptera, Baetidae.
GUUUGUACGGCACACGUGCGUGAUGUGUUGUUACAGGUUCGAUUUAGGUUUAUCUUACAGUGUGCUAGGCUGCGUGAUGCUUGGUGAUGCUGCGCAUUCGAUGCGCAAUUAAUAACAUUUAAAGGAAAUGCGAGUGAUCGAGAGCGGCGUGUGUUCAAUCAAGGAACUCGAUCUCGACGCUGAAGCCAUCCUCGCCUCGACAAAAAUGUACGACCCGGCUAUAUCGACAAUUCUGAUGGGCAUCGGGGCGGAAGAGACAAUCCCCUUAUUUGAGAAAGCCAGUGUGACAAUGAAAAUGUUCCUCCUGCUGACUGAUGACGACUUGAAGAAUAUUGGCGUCAGCCUCUCUCAAUCUCGCAGGGAAAUUCUCGCCGCCAUCAAGAACUUCCACUUGAAGGACUGGGCUGACGAGUCGAUGCCCUCCAUGCAGGGCAUUCCUAUUAGUUUCCAGGAGGGUCUCACCAUCACAAUGAAUUCCCUGAAACAACUGCAGUUGCUCGCCAGCUCCUUCAAAUACGUGUCAGACGGACUGCAGCGCAAUUCGCCACCUGUGCCUGUAAAUAAAGACGUGCCGGCGACCGUGGUGCUGUGCAAAUGUAUCGACGCAGCCAUCACUGUGAAUGAGCUGCUCGGAGCGGAGAUGCACGCUAUGAAAGCGCUCGUAAAUCAGAUGCACCCGGCGCAGGGUGACGAUGCAGAAGCAGAUUACAUCCCCCCGGCUCCACGCCCGAGGCCAACAAACAGCAGAUUCGGCGGCUUCGCACUGACGGCGAUUUCCCUGGCACUGCUCGCCGCCUACGCUGCCGCCAAGACCGAUUUCCUCUUCAAAAGCAAUUGAGCUGAAUUGCACGUCAAAUAAUAAUUGAGAUGUUUAAUUUCAAGGCAAAUAUUUGGUGAGAAAUAUUCAGUGUUUGCUUGUCUGUCAAAUAGACGUUGGCCAAUAAAUUUAUUCUAGUAGAAAAAUAAA